Molecule: messenger RNA, 1293 nt
Organism: Pimephales promelas (fathead minnow)
Lineage: Eukaryota; Metazoa; Chordata; Actinopteri; Cypriniformes; Leuciscidae
Source: RefSeq, a predicted model, not a curated record
AACGAAGGAUGCUGCAUUACGAACUAGGAAUUUGGGUGAUGUUCCUGGCGCGAAAUCUUUAAGUUUAUGCCCCCCAUCUAAAUACCUCGUUACACGUUAAUAUUAGCAUAUAUUUUAGCCUGGUGAACGACAGAACAAAUCUAAACCUCAAGAUAAACAUGUCAGUGACGAAGUGAUGAAUUUCUAGUUGUUUCUAUAUCAGAGGUUGCUGGCUACGCAGUAUGUGUGACGAGACGAACAUGACCGAGGCCGGAGCGGAGAGAGACCGGGGGAAGAAGACAUCAAAAUCGGUUUGUGUUUAUGACUGUCGCCCGGAGAGCAGCGCAGCGACGGGGAGGACGAUAGACAUAGCGAACAUGGAUUACAAUGGCUUUCUGCAGGCUCUGAGACGGGAGUUUUCACUGUCGACAAACGAGACUUUCGUUAUAAGCACGACGGACCGAAAAGAGAUUGACGAACAACUGUACAAGGAGUUGGUUGAUGGGAAAACCUUGCAACUGUUGAAGUCUGUGAAUCAGGAGCUGCCUAUGGCGAUUCAAGAGCGGAUCGAGUAUCUGCCGCACUAUCAUACUCUAGUGCAAUGUGGCAUGUAUGAGUACUACGCUAGCGAAGGACAGAAAGCAUUGCCCUAUGCUUUUGCUGAGCUCAUUGAUAACGCGCUGUCAGCCACUGGAAAAAACACGGGAAUCAGGAGAAUUGAAAUCAGACUGCUUUUCGAUGAGUCUCAGGGAGGACCUGCUGUCGUGGUGAUAGAUAAUGGAUGUGGAAUGACAUCUAAACAGUUGAACAACUGGGCCGUUUACCGUCUGUCAAAGUUUAUUCGAGAAAAUGACACGGUUCAAAGCGACAAACCCGGUUAUGUGCGACCAAGUCCAGUUCCACGCAGUCUGAACAGUGACAUCUCAUAUUUUGGAGUCGGAGGCAAACAGGCUGUGUUUUACAUCGGACAGUCUGUCAGAAUGAUCAGCAAACCUGCAGGCUCUCCAGAUGUUCAUGAAUUUUCAUGUCUAAAGAAGACUUUGAGCGCAAGGAGUUAAAAAAGGAAGAUAUUUACUCUGGGUUCAUUAGAAACAGGAAGCCUGGGGAUUGCUCGCAUGUGAAUGUCAGCAAUGAGCAGUUUCUGCAGUCUAUUGUGAUUGAAGAAGAUGGGAAGGAGAGUUUCACUGCAGUUGUCAUCACUGGAGUCCAGCCAGAUCACGUCACCUACCUCAAACAGUAUUUCAAUCUGUGGACUAGAGAGUUAGCGUACGUCCCAAAGACACAUACACAAAACCACACCACACUCUUCAGGCC